Guyanagaster necrorhizus is the source of this 1802-nucleotide messenger RNA. RefSeq lists its product as uncharacterized. Lineage: Eukaryota; Fungi; Basidiomycota; Agaricomycetes; Agaricales; Physalacriaceae. The record is from RefSeq and is a predicted model, not a curated record. Bases 313 to 1605 code for a protein of 430 amino acids. The transcript has 7 exons.
CUUUCACAACUGCCUGCCCUCUUCCCAAGUUCUUACAAUUGAUUCGCCAGCUUGUUCGCUCUUUUAUUACUUGCGCCAAAAUUGAACAUGACAUCACGUAUGUGGUUCUCCGCAUGGAUGGAUGGAGCCCACGCUGGUCAUGUCAGGCUCCGGUGUCCUUGGUCUUAGCGCUGAGCGGUACCUGCAUCUGAUAUUCUCACCAUCAGUGUUGCAGGGGUCAGGGCGUGUCUUUUGCUCUCCCUCCAGCAGUGCAGUGGACAGGACUCGUACGCGGACAUGAGUCGCCUAAUGUACUUCAUUAUCGUUUCUCUGAUGGCUGUCACUCUUGCAUCGGCUUCAACAAUAGUCCCGCGCGGGCCCCAGACUAAUGCAACUUGCACCAGUGAUUAUGAUUGGACUGACAACGAAUCAGGUUUGAGUCCUUGUCUGCUGGCGUCGUAUUUGUUGGGAUCCUGUUUGACUGGUGAUUACGGCGUAUGGUCUUUACCGGCCGACUCUCAUUAUGACCCUCCGAAUGUCGGUACCAUGUCGUCGACUCCAUGCUCAUGUUCUUGGUCCGUUUAUAACCUCUUAAGUGCUUGCACGGUAUGCCAAGGCAAUGUGAAUUCCGUUCUGAGCUGGGCCUACUACAAAGCAGAAUGCCCGGACAACGACUUGUCCACGACAACGUUCUAUCCUUACGAUAAAGGUUAUGAACUUCCUGAACCGGCUUCUAUUCCGUACUGGGCCGCCCAAAAUCCGCUGAAUUGGCCUGAUGGGAGUUUUGAUUCCUCGGAUGCCAAAGACCUGUCUUCUCAAGAUCAUCCUGAUCUUACUUCAGAUAAUGGCACCGCCAAUAAUAAUGGCUCUUCCACUCCCGUCGGUCCCAUCGUCGGAGGCGUUGUGGGCGGUGUGGGCGUCCUAGCUCUCUCAGCCCUUAUUGCUUUCUUCCUUUUCCGACGCCAUCGUCGACGUGGAUCUACUACUAAAAGUGCAGAUCGAACCAGUGGACAGGCAAACGGGGACACACGCUCUACAAUGCAUCUCCGGUCCAACUCAGCGAUGACCCAGAUCUCCGUCCCUACCUCAUUCCACUCCAGCGGUGUAGUCAACAUGAUGAACCACUCACCUCCACUGAGCUCUCAAAGCCCAACCAGACCGACAUUGCACUCACGUUCGAGUUCCAGCGACGUGGGAAGCCAUGCAUCGUACUUUGGCUCCAUCCACGGAACGUCCGCGCUCAUGUCUCCCACCACUGCGGAGUCACAGAGGAUGUCAGUGAAUCUGGAGGACAUCAUCACGCCUUUCACUGGCUCCCUCUCGGAUCGUGGAACGGCGGCGUAUCACAUCGAUGCGACUUCAAUGUCGUCAGCGUCGCAUGACACUGGUAGCAACGACGGAAGUGUGGGUCUCCCCGGGCAUAAUUCAAACAACAAUCCGCGCAUGAACCCGCCAGCAUACAGCCGGUAUCCCAACCAAAUUCAUCAGGCGCUGGAAGAAGCGCCGCCGGUGAGUACCGGGAAGGAAGGGAUGCAGGUCCAGAACCCAGUGGGGAGUCGGCCUCAUUCCGUAGUUCCGCCGCCGCCGCCUAGUGACACUGUCUUUGACGUCUCUAGGAUAGCUUGAUAUAUUUCACUUUUUGUGGAUAUUGCAGGGCUGAUCGCCAAGCAUAUCUAUAUGUGGUGCUCGUGCAGGCCCGCAGAGUGUACUUAUAUGCGUAUAUUAAAAAUGGAAGGAUUAUUCGCGAUGUAGACUAGAAUUUUGCCUGACUAGCGUGUAUAUUGUGCGAAGAGGGUCGUCGUGAAAUUAUUUUUCUUCACAGG